AUGAUGUACGAGGAACCAAAAGAGGAUUCAUUAAAAGUUGAAAAACCUGGUUACUUUCAAUCUAUGUAUCGGUCGAUUAUGGGUAUCUAUCAAUGGGGCAAGGAUCCUUAUUGCACUUCCUUGGCUAGAGCAUUGGAGAUUUGUGGUGAUUCCAUCCAUACCAAACAAUCAGACCAAUGUGAUCCAGUGAUCAUACUGUUUACCACCAAUGUAUCGAUUCUUUUGAAUGCCGCUGUCAUCAACUCUAUCCAAACCCUAAUGGCAAAAGGAAUUUCUCUCAACAUUGUCAACAUGCACCCCAAGGAUAGUCUCAUACCAAGUACAGAGGCUAUUCUAGUCAAGCAAUUCAACGAAUUCUCAUUCACCAAGUUAGAAAUGGACUUGUUUCAAGACCACAACAAUGCCAAUAACAACAGAGAAGUAUCAGUUGGUGUAACCCUUCCUAUUGACACCGUCCCCCAGACUCUUCAAGACGAUGUCCGAAUCGUGUUUAAUCUUAGACCUCUCAAGUCGAAAUUGGAACCAGGCUACACUAUCCAAAUAGCCAAGAACCAUUUCUAUGAAGGAUUGGCUUACAAAAUCGAAAAAGAUGUCCCAAUUGGCGAGGGAGAAGGAUUCAAGAUUCCAUUGACCCUUCUCCGAUCAUUUGACAGAAGUGGUGGUGAUAAUGAAAUGCCACCCCAUGAAAUCAAAUUUAGUAUUAUUUCACCAGCACACAUUGUUGUUUCUAGUGGCUAUUUUGGUAUUCCUACUGGGGAAUUUGGUAUCACAAAAGAUGGAGAGAAUAAGGUUGAUAUAAAAGCUGCUCUCGAUGGUGAACAAGGUGUUGGUAAGUCAGCGGCUACCAAUCAAGUGGUAAACGUGUUUGUGACUGGACCAGUAGUUCAUCCAGUUUUAACUUCAAACGCAACAGAUUCACAUACCACAAAAUGCAUUCAAUUUUAUAAUAUCAAAAGUUAUCUUGCCCAAUAUUUAGAGGAUAGUCCACAUCGCGAUCUAGACUUGUUCAAAAUCAUUAAAAAGUCAUUGAAUGUCUUGUUGGUCGACAAACAAGGUAUUUCUCGAUCAGCCACUAAAAUCAGUUAUGCUAAUCUAUUGGCAGGAAAGUAUAUUCACGGAAGCAACGAGGAGAAGCCUGCCAAUAGAGAAUGUGCAGUCCAUAGCAUCGUGUAUGUAGCCUCUAUCAAAUCAUUUGUAAGUGGUAACUUUGAGGAAACCCUAGCAAGAAUUAAGGAAAUUAAGGAAGAAGGUAUUGAACCAAUUAUUGCUAUCACCUUUUCAGAUAAGCUGGAAAGAUCGGAAAUGGAAGGUCCAAAACAAAAUAUAGCCAAGCUGGGUCAUGCCCCCAACAUUAUCUACCUCAAAAAUUAUGUCGAGGGUGCCACAGAGAGAUCCAUUGAAAAGGAUUAUGCCUCUUUCCGUUUGUUGUUGAGAAUCAAGACUGUUACCAUGAACAAAUUACGUUUAUUAAAGAUGGAUGCCGAAACUAAACAAAAUCAAGGCCCUAAACUCAUAGAUGGACUCACAAAAAGAGAAUAA
This is a messenger RNA of Cavenderia fasciculata, 1539 nucleotides long. RefSeq lists its product as uncharacterized. The transcript is spliced from 5 exons. Bases 1 to 1539 code for a protein of 512 amino acids. The record is from RefSeq and is a predicted model, not a curated record. Lineage: Eukaryota; Evosea; Eumycetozoa; Acytosteliales; Cavenderiaceae.